AUGGAGCAGGUCCAGACCAAAUCAGCGCCGACGACGCUUUUGGCUCUGCCACUGGAAAUCCAGUCCCAAAUCUGUUCAUAUCUCACCGCAUCUUACGGCAAGCCAAACAUUCAAGCCGUCUUACGAACAUGUAAACAACUCUACGAGGUAGCACUCCCGCUCUCCGUCAGCGUUUUCCGAAACACAGCACCCUACCCCAAAGACCAAGGAGUUUGCUCCCGGGCUCGAAAUCUACAAUUCCUCCACUACAUUCUUGUUUCUAAACCUUGGCUUGCCAAACACGUUAACACUCUGAUCACCGGCCGCUUCACGAGCGAUGGCUCGGUCGACGAUGACGGUGACAAUGAGGACCAAAGAACAAUUUCAGAUAAUGAUCUUGCCAUCUACCGGCACCUUAUUGAGUUCUCCGUCGGCGAAUUCUCUGCUCUUGGCCCACCUCUUGAGCAAGGUGUGCCGUGGAGUGCCGGAUGGGUAAGAGACCUGACCAGCAGCUCCGAUGCACAAUUUGCUCUAAUUCUGCUCACCUGUCCAAACAUCCGAACCAUCCUUAUGGAGAUUUGCCUCUAUGGGAUAUAUACUACUCACCUUUUGAUCCUCCUUCGCCAGUGCUGGAAUGGUCUGACCGACGGAACAUUCCCCAACACCAUUCCCCUCUCAAAUCUUCAAGAUUUCUUUCAGGAAGCCGCGAAGUCAUCCUCAAACGCCAAGUUUUUCUCUCCUGAAGCAUCGAUGGUCUUCUGGUCUCCUCGAUUGAAAGUCUACGAGUGUAUCGGGAUGGAAGCAUCGGAGGAAGCAAUAAAACACUUUUCAUUUGCUCCUCGUAGAUCUUCUUCAGUUGAGGAGAUCACUCUGUAUCAAAGUAUUUUUGAAGCAGGUGCUCUUUUCAGUAUGCUUGGCGCUUGCAAGGCACUCAAGAGAUUCGAGGUCACAUGUUACAGGAACACCGCGACCGAUCUUCUAGACGCGGCAGCAGCUAGAGAUGUUCUUGAUGCUGUAUUGCCUCAUGCCAAUACGCUUGAACACCUCUCUGUCAAUUUACGAGAGGUUUGGCGCAACGAUUCGGUAUUGAAAGCUACACCCGAGAGACUCUAUAUGGGGACCAGGCUUCGAGAAAUGUAUGCGUUGAAGACACUUACAGCGGGAAUGCAGGCCCUCACAGGAAUGCUUGCUUAUAGUUCUACAUGUGACGACAUGCCACUCAGAUUCGAAGAAGCACCUCGACUUAUUGAUUGCCUCCCCGAAAAUCUCGAGUCUCUCACGAUUCAUGCAUGUGGGCCACAGAUAUCAGAUCAGUUGGAAGAGUUAGUCGAGAUAAUAGCGCAGGGCGACCGCUUCAAGAAGCUCAACUAUGUUGUCUUGCUGUACCAUGCUUGGAAAGUCGACACCAAAGGAAUUUCUGCCCAUUUCAAUGAGAUGUGGGAAUCUGUUCGGGACAAACUCGCCGAGAAAAACAGGUUUCUUCUCGUGCAUGCCGGUCUUCAAUGCGAGCAAGCGUUCCUGCACGACGUGAACUCAGUUUGGGCUGAUAACUCUGAUCGGCCGGGCGACAUGAUGUCCCGAAUUUAUGCCCCAAAUUUCCGCAGGGUCUUCCUGCAACGGCGAAUGAACCCUGAGUAA
This is a messenger RNA of Clonostachys byssicola, 1617 nucleotides long. The record is from the annotation of a GenBank genome assembly. Lineage: Eukaryota; Fungi; Ascomycota; Sordariomycetes; Hypocreales; Bionectriaceae.